This is a messenger RNA of Nicotiana tabacum (common tobacco), 2062 nucleotides long. The record is from RefSeq and is a predicted model, not a curated record. Lineage: Eukaryota; Viridiplantae; Streptophyta; Magnoliopsida; Solanales; Solanaceae.
GUUCUUUCUCUUCUUCUAGGAAUGGCAGAAAAACAAGUCAACGAAUUGGCAUGACAUAAAUAACACUCUUCCUGAUAUGGAAAAUAAUCAAGUCUCAUAAAUUUUGGCAGCUCGAUCAGGAACUCAAAAUGAGCGAGAAAUACUUAGUACCUCUAUUCUCUAAGGGGUUGUUUGGUUCUAGGAUUAGUUAUGCAGGAUAAUAAUGCAGGGAUUAGUUCUAUUUGGAUGUUUGACUUUUUGCAUUAAAAACUAGUAUAAGUAAAACUCUGGAUUCAAAGUUAUUAGGACCAGUUAUAAAAUCUAGGUCGUUAAUCAUCUCAAUCGUAGCCGUACAGUAGAGAUGUCAUCUCCACCACUGAUCUCCCUCAAAUCCAUGGCUCAUGUGUUUCUUAUUUACAUAGACUCAAAUGCUCAUUUCCCAAACAAAUCUGCAGAUCAUUAAAGAACCAGUGGAAAAAACCCAAGGAGAGCACACCACAGUGAUGAAGAAACCGAAGUUAAUGGAGACAAUCGCCGAAGAUGAUGGAGCCCUAGACCGAAUCAACAAGUUGCCAGAGUCGCUCCUCGCUCGAAUUAUCUCUCUUUUGCCGUCGACGAAGAAUGCUGUCAGGACAUGUCUUGUCUCAAAACGGUGGCAGUACCUCUGGACUUCUAUUGAUAAUCUCACUUUACUUUGUGAUUCUCCAUCAGAAGCAGAAAUAUGCGUACCCUUCGUAGACUACGCAUUUGCUCAACGUAUUUCUUCGAAAAUAAGAAAAUUUUAUCUCGACUGCUGGGACAUGCUUAGUUACAGCUUGCAUAUCGAUCAGUGGCUUACUUAUGUUAUAAAUAGUAAAGUGGAACAUGUUGUAUUGAACUCAACCUUUUUUAAGGUGUACAUAUUGCCUCAAUCAUUUUACACUUGCUCGUCAUUGGUAACAUUGGGUUUACGUAAUUGUGCCUUUGAUAAGGGAGUUGUUAUAUCGUGGAAAUCUCUGAAGACGGUGAAGUUUAUGACAGUGGAGUUAGACGAUGAAGCGAUUGUGAAGUUAUUAACAGGUUGUCAUUCUUUAGAAACUAUGGAACUGACUUAUUUCCAUGGUUUUCAGCAUCUGGAAAUUAAAAAUAUAAAUUUGAAGACACUGAAGUUGCACAACUUUUGGCAGCUGUAUGGAGGUGAUCAUUCAUUGGAAAUUGUUGCUCCAUAUCUUCAGCAUUUGGUGAUUUCAGAACACCUUGAUGAUUUUAAGUGUAGGCUAGUAAAUGUGUCUUCCUUGGUCAGUGCUGAGCUUACUUUUGAUAUCAGAUGUGAGAUCCAGGAUAACAGUUGUCGUGAUUACCAUCGGGUUUUUUUGGACCCUUGUUCAAGAUUAUCUUCAAAAGUUGAGACAUGUAAAUGAGCUAACAAUUGGGACUUGGUUUGCAGAGGUUCUGUUCAUGAUGCAGCUUGAUGGAGCGCAGCUUCCAGAAUUGAAAUGCAAAUGUCUAACACUGAAGUUGCACAUAACGAAGUAUAAUUUGUAUGGAGUAGCAAGCCUUUUGCGGGCCUCGCCUCAUUUGGAGACACUCAACAUACACAUGGACGUUGAAGUUAAUUUUGUGCAAUGCCGCUAUGAGUCAAGUUAUUUGCGCCAAGGAGAUAAUAUCGAUCUGGAGAGUUGGAUUUCAAACUCUGUAUUUCCCAAUCUCAAGAGUGUUAAUAUUAUCUGCCCCAUUUUCAUUGGGAUGUGUCGGACGGCGAGGCAUGAUAGGCUCUUUGAACUUUCAAAAUUUCUGCUAAAAAAUGCAAUGGUUCUGGAGACGUUUGUUAUCAUGGUAAAGAGAACACGCUGCAGCUUGUGUUCAAGGAAUUGUGUAUCCCCAUAUUCGUCAGGAUUGGCUGCGAAAUUGUUAGGUUGCCCAAGACCCUCCACCAAUUUUAUGAUGAGUUUCCAUGAGUCGUGAUUUUCCAUGAGCAGGAUGCAAGUGGUUUUGUUUCUCGGUACACCAGAAAUUGCGCAUAAUAGUUUAUCUUUUGAUUUUUCUGCUGGUGAACUUAUGAGUUUUUAACUUGUCUAUGUAAGUAAAAUGUUUCUUUUUGUGA